Ostreococcus lucimarinus CCE9901 is the source of this 453-nucleotide messenger RNA. RefSeq lists its product with no specific name. NCBI's taxonomy places the organism in Eukaryota, Viridiplantae, Chlorophyta, Mamiellophyceae, Mamiellales, Bathycoccaceae. Bases 1 to 453 code for a protein of 150 amino acids. The record is from RefSeq and is a predicted model, not a curated record. The transcript has a single exon.
AUGGGAGAUCCGUGCGAUUUGGAUCUUGAAAAACACGAUGGACGGCGGUUCGCGCGGGUGCGGCUGCCGACGGCGUGGGCGGGGGGGGAGACGCGGGCGCAGAUUUUUCCAAACGGGCCGGUGGUGACGGUGACGGCGCCGGAGGGCGCGAGGGGCGGGGACGAGAUCGAGUUCGCGGUGGAGCCGUGGACGGUGGAAGACGUGCCGCCGAAACCGCCGGGAGGGAGGGGGGAGACGGAGGAGGAGGAAGCGCCGCCGCCGCCGCCGCCGGGGGAGCCGCCGACGGAGUGGGGCGCGGGGCGAGCGCCGCCGCCGCCGCCGCCGCCGCCGCCGCCGUCGGGGAUCGGAUUCGCGCCGAUGGGCGCCGUGGACGUGCCGCCGCCGCCGUCGGGGAUCGGAUUCGCGCCGAUGGGCGCCGUGGACGUGCCGCCGCCGCCGCCGGGUUCGCCGUGA